Molecule: messenger RNA, 3792 nt
Organism: Haemonchus placei
Lineage: Eukaryota; Metazoa; Nematoda; Chromadorea; Rhabditida; Trichostrongylidae
Source: the annotation of a GenBank genome assembly
AUGUCCUCAAAUGAUGACGACUACCGUUGGAAUGUUUUUCGUUCACAUAAGAGGGCUGCAACUGAAACUCCUUCACUAACACCAUGGAUGAUCACUUCCCUGCAAGCAACAAAGCUUCUUCUUUUCCUCAUGUGCAACACGUUUCUAACGCUUGGAUCGGCUAUUUCGAAGAUUUGCGUUCUAAUUCUUGCCACAAACAUCUGGGACAGAAAGUACCAUACGGAUCCCUACGCACGAAGAUGUUCGAGGAUUCCCGUACAACGUACUCCGAGAGGAGUUGCUGCUAUGUACCUUGCUUUACUGUUCAUUCAAGCAGUACCAGAUGGAACAGUGAAUCUUCAUGUGAAUGGAUUCCUGAUGGAACCUUUUCAGUUUGUUGUGUUAGAAUUUCUCCGUGCCUUGGGGCUAUCCUUACUGAUUUUUACCGUAUUUCCACAACUGGAUCUGUAUCGGUGUUUAUGCUUAUGUGCCUGUUUCCCCAUCAUUACUGCACUACAAAAACUUUUGUCCACUAUAUCAAGAACAUUCAAACCUGGCCGUUCCUUUGGCGCAAGAAUGUGUAAGGGAAACAGAUUUGUUCGAGAUUUUUUAUCGACGACCACAUUACCUCAUCUCAUCUUAUUCCUCGCACUUUUUAGUGCUACUUAUUUAUGGAACGUUAUGGAAACUUUCUCUGUCCAAGAUAACAAGAUGAUUUGGGUCUUACCGUUCGGCUUGUUUGCCAUUUCUAUUGGAUUUUGGGAAUCGUGGGUGUCCGAAAAUCACGCAGAAACCACGUUCCAUGAGCUCUACCAGGUGAAGUAUGGUCUGCGUAAGCUGAACAUUUCAACCCGUCUGCUGAUAGCUAUCGUUCGUAUAAUCACUGUGCUGGUUGUGAUGAUCUAUGCAGCAAAAGGAAGGGUCAAGCCGUACCUGUUCUUUAAUGUCCUUACAUCGUACAGUUACAGUUUUAGACAAACACGGUUGCUCCUAAUUGCCUUCGGAAUGAUCCUGUUGAACUUUUCUCUUCGUGGUUGUGCCCGUUUCCUUGCUGCAAUUGGGAUGCGUGCGUUUUCCAUUUUCCAUCCUGUCACUAUCGUGCCGGCUGUGGGAUAUGCAAUUAUUGCCUUCAUUUGUAAUCAUAAAAUUUGUGGAAUUGCUAAUUUUUUGGCGAGAUUGGGCCUUCGAUGGAGUUGCGAUCAGUGGGGAAGAAAGACUCGGCCAUUCGAUGAUUGGUACAUCUGUAUGAUUUGGCUAGCGGUAGGCGCCUAUCGUGGAUAUCAGUUCGUACACCAAAAAUCCUACGACAAAUGUGAUGAAGUAGUUGAUUCAAUGCCCCCGGUACCCAAUGGAUUCUGUAUAGAACAAUCACUUGUUGUGUUCCAUAUCUCGCUCAGUAACGCGGAGCCAAUAUUUGAUAUCGACGAUGAUCAUGGGGAUCCUUAUGAUGAAUUGAUAGUAAGAAAUGAUGAGGUUGAUAGCACGCUAACCUUGUACAUGUGUGCAACAAUGUGGCACGAGACGGCUACAGAAAUGGCGCAAAUGUUGCGUAGCAUAUUAAAGUUGGACGGGGAGCACGCACGUAGGCUAGCAGCUAAGAAAGCAGAUCAAUUACGUUUUAAACUUGAAGGUCACAUAUUUUUUGAUGAUGCAUGGGAAGACCGCACAGAGCUGGGUAUUACAAAGCGAGUCCCGAAUGAUUUCUUCCGUACAUUCUUUGACACCCUCAGUGAAUUGACUGGAGAGUUCGUUGAUGAAUCUGGCUCAAUGAUGUCAAGGAUCCUAGUCAAUACUCCGUACGGUGGCCGGCUGGUAGUGAAACUUCCAGCCGGUACGUUGCUGUUUGUCCAUCUCAAGGAUAAGAAGCUCAUCCGACAUAAGAAGAGAUGGAGCCAGGUCAUGUACAUGUAUUACUUGCUUGGCCAUCGUAUCAUGGAUUCACCACUAAGCAUUGAAGAUCGUCAGCAAAUGGCUGACAAUACCUUUAUUCUCGCAAUUGAUGGAGAUUCAAAGUUCGAACCGGAGGCAGUGAUGCGUUUGCUGAAUCUCAUGAAUACUAAGAGUGACAUAGGAUGUGCUUGUGGCCGUAUUCAUCCUAUCGGUUCAGGUAUUAUGGUGUGGUAUCAAAAGUUCGAAUACGCUAUAGCGCACUGGUUCCAGAAGGCAGCCGAGCACGUGUUUGGCUGUGUACUAUGUGCUCCUGGCUGUUUUUCGCUGUUUCGUGCCUCAGCCCUUAUGGAUGAUAAUAUCAUGCACAAGUAUACCAAGACUGCACAAGAACCUCGGCACUUUGUACAAUAUGAUCAGGGAGAAGAUCGAUGGUUGAGUACUUUGAUGUUGAAACAAGGAUACCGCAUCGAAUAUGUGGCUGCAUCGGACGCUGAAACUUAUGCUCCUGAGGGAUUUGAAGAGUUUUUCAAUCAACGAAGACGCUGGACUCCUUCAUCUAUUGCCAAUACGAUCGAUCUGCUCUCCGAUUACAAGAGAGCAUCGGAAAACAACGAUUCAAUAUCAAUGUCCUACAUUUCGUAUCAAUUUAUGGUGAUCUUCUUCUCAAUGCUUGGACCGGCUAUCAUUUUCACUAUGCUUGUAUUUGCGCAGGUAGCUGCAUUUGGUGUCGAUUCGGCCAAAGUGAUGCUGUACAACGGGAUUCCGAUCAGUUUAUUCAUAUUGAUAUGUUUUAUUACAGAAUCUAAUGUACAGCUUUUAUAUGCCAAGUUAAUGUCCAUCAUCUAUGCCUUUGUAAUGCUUGCAGUUUUGGUUGCAACGUCUUCACAGAUAGUGUUGGAAACUGUGAUCUCUCCAACAUCAAUGUUCAUCGUGGCUAUGGUUCUCAUAUUCUUUAUUGCCGCUUGUUUGCAUCCAAGGGAAUUCACGAAUAUUAUAUACGGAAUCGUGUUCUUCCUUAUGAUUCCAUCAACAUACGUAUUUUUGACACUAUACUCACUUAUAAACCUGAAUGUAAUCAACUGGGGAACACGUGAAGCAGUUGCGAAGGCAACAGGAAAGGUAUGUGGGAUAUUCCUCGAGGGUCUUUUCGGGUUGAUUGAGAGGAAGCUAGAACGGCUGGAGCGAUCAGUGGCCGAAUUGCAUCACAUCGAGGAUCAAUUUUUUUUUUCAAAGCAGAAACAAAAACUCUUUGAAAGAUUUAGAUGUGCUGUCUUUGCUAGAACGGGAAACUUUGGAGCUGAAGAGAAAUUCUGGAUCCAACUGAUUGAAACUUAUUUAAAGCCGAUCGAGUCAUCGCCACAGCAGCAGAGCGCAAUAGCGGAAGGCUUAGCGUCGUUACGUAAUAAUAUCGCCUUUGCCAUUAUUCUCCUUAACGCUCUUCUCGCUCUUGCCAUUUACCUUAUACAAAAGCACAAGAAUGUGCUAAGUAUCCGCUGGACACCUUAUCGGAAUUUCAAGUGGACGAAAAUGAAUGAACUGACAGGCCAAUAUGAAGAAACCAAAGACCCACUCAAAAUUGAUCCCCUGGGUAUGGCAAUCAUUGUGUUCCUACUUGGAAUCCUCAUAGUUCAAACAAUCGGCAUGCUCAUUCACCGUUUGAACACAAUGAUAGGAGCGUUCCAAGAAGUGAACCAGCUUCAUGAUCUGGUGCCAAAUUGGAAGUCAAAGAAAACUGACGAUGAACGCAUUUUAACUGCUGCUCGUCAAAUGACCGACACAACCUCAUACGCCCUCAGUCAUGGAGCAGAUGGCUAUACUAGACAUCGUGAACUUGAUAGAGAUAACGAAACAGUGCUCUACAAACUUCAACGAGCUCGUCUGGCAAAACGAAUGCAAAAAGCGGAAGCUAAGAAUCAGGCAUGA